UUGUGAACCAGCACUAUGGUUCUGACCCUAUCUAUCGCCCAAGCCAAGACAGGUGCAGCCCAGGCUGGAGACCCCCUGAACCGGAACCCUCGAAGCUGGGAACCCUGUAAAGCUGCAGUUAAGUGGGGAAUGGGAUCUGGAAAGGACUUCCUGUUGUCCCUAAUCCCAGCCUCCACCGGGCUUCCCGGGCCCGUUCAGUUCUGGCUGCAGAGACCCGCUUCACCCCCAGGAGAGGGGCUCCACGGCACCCCAGUAUCCUGGCUAAAACCUGGCGGGGGCUUGACGAGCAGGGGAGAGAACCAUUUGCUGUUCUUCCUCGUUCUGAUACAGAAGAUGCCUGCAGACAGUAAAAGCAUCCUGGCUACGGAGAGCGAGGAGAGAACCCAUGUGGUUCCAGGUCCCGGGCAGUGCUGUGGAGACAUGCUCUCUGGGCAGGAGGAGACAGUACCCUUGGGACCCUCUCAGGAGUCAACACACAUUAAGGCAGAGCCAGAAGAACCACACCCUGAGGGGGCAUCACUGGAGGACAGGGCUCUAGGAACUCAGGGCUGGAUGCCCCGGAGUCCUAGCUCUAAGGAGAAAGCCCUGUUCCUGCCCAGGGGAGUUCUUCCUUCACCCUGGGUUCCUGUACUUUCCCGAGCGGGAAGGACCAGAGAACGGCAGGUGGCUGCAGCUCUCCUCACUGCCUGGUCCCAGAUGCCGGUGACCUUUGAGGAUGUGGCUCUGUACCUCUCCCGGGAGGAGUGGGGAAGGCUGGACCACACACAGCAACAUUUCUACAGGGAUGCACUACAGGAAAAAAGUGGUCUGGCUUUGGGGUUUCCGUUUAGCAGACCUUUCUGGGUCCCCCAGGUUCAGGGGAAGGGCGAGGUGGCAAGUUCCAGCCGACCAACAGGAGCUGAAGAGAGGCCAGGCCCUGGCUCAGGAGCUGUGGAAAUGGGGAAGGUGGUACCAACCCUAGCCAUGGCAACCCUAGGGGAUAAGAAACCCUUAAGGACCAGGGCCAGCUGGGCUCCAGGAGAAGAGCCACGGAGUGGUCAGCAAGUGGCUAGCGGCCUGGAUGCAAAGAUAGCCAGAGACGCUGGAGAAGCCAGGCAACCAAAGCCAUCCCCAUCCAACACAUGCCCUCUCAAGACCCCAGAGGAUGGUGGUCCAGAGAAGCCCAGUGAGGAGGAGGAGAAGAGUGUCCUGGAAAGUGGCAAGGAGGGUCUGAUCCCCGACGGUGAAACAGGCAAGAAGAUGUACACGUGCGCACAGUGCGGCAAGGGCUUCAGCUGGCACUCGCACCUGGUGACGCACCGGCGCACACACACCGGUGAGAAGCCCUAUACCUGCACGGACUGCGGCAAGCGCUUCGGCCGCAGCUCACACCUCAUCCAACAUCAGAUCAUCCACACGGGCGAGAAACCCUACACCUGCCCCUCGUGUUGGAAGAGCUUUAGCCACCACUCCACACUGAUCCAACACCAGCGUAUCCACACCGGUGAGAAACCCUACGUGUGCGACCACUGCACCAAGCGCUUCACCCGCCGCUCGGACCUAGUCACACACCAGGGCACGCACACCGGCGCCAAGCCACACAAGUGCCCUAUCUGCGGCAAGUGCUUCACUCAGAGCUCUGCUCUGGUCACACACCAGCGCACCCACACCGGCAUCAAGCCCUACCCAUGCCCGGAGUGCGGCAAGUGCUUCAGCCAGCGCUCCAACCUCAUCGCGCACAAUCGCACGCACACGGGCGAGAAGCCAUACCACUGCCUCGACUGCGGCAAGAGCUUCAGCCACAGCUCGCACCUCACUGCCCACCAGCGCACCCACCGCGGUGUGCGGCCAUAUUCCUGUCCACUCUGCGGCAAGAGCUUCAGCCGCCGCUCCAACCUGCACCGGCAUGAGAAGAUCCACACCACCGGACCCAAGGCUCUGGCCAUGCUCAUGCUGGGGGCGGCGGCGGCGGCAGGGGCGCUCACUGCACCCCCAUCUGCUCCCACUUAGAAGCCAGAGAACGAGCGAGCAGGGAGAACACCCAGGGAAGCUGGGUCAGUCCUCGCUGGUGCUAGGGUCCUGGGAAGACACUGUGUCCUAGCCAGUGGGAUGGACAAGGGUGAGGGCAGGAAGCUGUAAGGUGCCAGUGGUGGCAUCAGGUGGGCCAUGGGAGGAGAAGGGCAAGCACUCUAGCUGCAGAUUAAAGGCCUUGGAUUUUAA
Messenger RNA from Myodes glareolus (Bank vole), 2199 nucleotides. It is a transcript of the gene Znf205, whose product is annotated as zinc finger protein 205. Gene Ontology annotation, biological process: embryo development; regulation of transcription by RNA polymerase II. NCBI's taxonomy places the organism in Eukaryota, Metazoa, Chordata, Mammalia, Rodentia, Cricetidae. Gene Ontology annotation, molecular function: RNA polymerase II transcription regulatory region sequence-specific DNA binding; DNA-binding transcription factor activity, RNA polymerase II-specific. The record is from RefSeq and is a predicted model, not a curated record. Gene Ontology annotation, cellular component: nucleus.